Messenger RNA from Mesocricetus auratus (golden hamster), 618 nucleotides. RefSeq names its product ankyrin repeat domain-containing protein 26-like. Gene Ontology annotation, molecular function: protein binding. The record is from RefSeq and is a predicted model, not a curated record. NCBI's taxonomy places the organism in Eukaryota, Metazoa, Chordata, Mammalia, Rodentia, Cricetidae. The transcript has 3 exons. The coding region runs from base 31 to 618 and encodes 195 amino acids.
AAGGGGCCUCUGGGUUCCGCAGCCUCUGACAUGUCGAAAGUGGCUAACUUGUCUUACAAGAAAAGCCAGCAGCUCUUGAAAUCCUUGUGCAAUCAGCAACGACAAUCCCUGGGCACUGGGUUUGAGAGUGCCAAUAUCCUUCUCUCACCCAAGUACCACCUGAGAGACAAGGAUCUGAGAAAGAUCCACAAGGCUGCCCGGGUCGGGGAUGCAGCCAGAGUGCGGCAGCUCCUAAUUGAGAAAUGUGGUGUGAAUGACAGAGACAAGAAGAAGAGAACUGCUCUACACAUUGCCUGCGCUUAUGGUCACCCAAAAGUAGUGAUGGCCCUGUUAGAGGGACAGUGUGAGAUUGAUGCCAUUGACAGUGACAAGUGCACAGGUCUAGUGAAGGCUGUGCAAUGUCAGGAAGAAGAAUGUGCCACCAUUCUGCUGGUGAAUGGCGCUGACCCAAAUAUUGUGGAUGCCCUGGGCAACAGCGCUCUCCACUAUGCUGUCUAUUAUAAGAAUACAUCACUGGCUGCAAAACUGCUUGAACAUGAAGUGAAUAUUGAAGUGAUUAAUAAGGUAGAUGUCAUAUAUAAGAAAGGAACAAGGCAACUGAGCAAAAGACCAACAUGA